AUGUUUGCGGGCAGCGAGCUGAUCGUGUGCAGGCCGCUCGUGCUCGGGGCGUUCCUCGGCACUCACGGGGAGCUGGUCGCGAGGCACCAGGAGCUGCUCGGCCCCGACCCCCCCGAGCCGCCCGAGCCCCCCGAGCCCGGCGCGGCGCCGGCCGCCCCGGAGUUGGGCCGGAAGGACUGGCGGGCGCGGCGGCCCGUGCUGCCCUCGAGCCGGCAAUACGACCUCAACUUCGAGGCGCUGGUCGCCCUGCUGCACCACGUGUCCUCGCGGCACGACGCCCUCUUCGAGGCGGUGGAGCUCAUGCUGGAGGCGGACGAGCAGCAGAAGCACCGCCUGCAGGGCGUGAGCCCGCGGCCCUCGUCUCCGCAGCCGGGAAACCACAGCCGCGACGUUUCGCCGCCCGCUCCAGGCCCCGGCGAGCGAGGCGGCGCCCCGGCGCCGGGGGCCGCCGGCACGCAGAGCGCCGCGGGCGGCUCGGUCAUCGCCCAGGUAGCCGCGCUCCUCACGCCGCAUUCGAAGGCGAUGAGCCGCGAGUCGUCGAUGUCGCAGGCCCUCAAUAAGCUCCGCGGGACCGUUUACGCCGUGAUCUUCAGUCGCAUCUGUGAUAGACUUGAGAGUGAUGCAGAAGAGGA
Prorocentrum cordatum is the source of this 632-nucleotide messenger RNA. NCBI's taxonomy places the organism in Eukaryota, Dinophyceae, Prorocentrales, Prorocentraceae. The record is from the annotation of a GenBank genome assembly.